Messenger RNA from Malania oleifera, 772 nucleotides. RefSeq names its product glycine-rich RNA-binding protein 4, mitochondrial. Gene Ontology annotation, molecular function: RNA binding. The record is from RefSeq and is a predicted model, not a curated record. Bases 82 to 501 code for a protein of 139 amino acids. Lineage: Eukaryota; Viridiplantae; Streptophyta; Magnoliopsida; Santalales; Ximeniaceae. The transcript has 4 exons.
AUACAUCUUAUAAUAUUAUAAUAUAAUCAGCUUGAAAUUGAGGUGACUGGCGCCCUGCCUGUGGGAAUUGCGUCCGAUGCAAUGAAGAGCGGUCUGACAUUCGUUGCCAGACGAGUUGUAUCAACCGUCCGUACCCAAACCCCAAACUCCCGCCUCUAUUGUUCACCUCCUUCCUCCUCCCCUUCGCUCAACAACAAGCUUUUUGUUGCAGGUUUGUCAUGGUCGGUUGACGAGAAGUCCUUGAAGGACGCUUUCUCAACGUUUGGGGAGGUCACGGAAGUGAGAAUAAUGUAUGACAAAGACACUGGUAGGUCAAGAGGCUUUGGGUUUGUUUAUUUCUCAAAAGAAGAUCAGGCCAAAAGUGCAAAAGAUGCCAUGGAUGGGAAGGCUUUUCUAGGUCGACCGUUAAGGAUAAGCUUUGCUCUUGAAAAGGUUCGUGGUGGACCUCUUGUAGUUCCACGCCUUUCACACAUUCGAGAUGCUGCCAGUAGAAAUUCUUGAACUCUAGCAAACCAUUCAAUCCCUUUAUGACCAAGAACGAUGAGUCAUGACAAUUGUUGCCACAAUUUGUAUAUGGUGGUCACAGUUUCUUACUACACUGACUUGAAAUAUUUUUUGAAAAAACUUUUAUGAAUGUUCAUUGGUCUUCAAGAUAUUUAACAAAUGAGUGUAUCAAAGGAAUCAUGGAUCAAUCAUAUCAGGAAUGCAGUUUCUGUAAUAUGACCAAAAAUUGAGUUUUUAAUAAUUCACUACCUUGUUUUCUCUGUUCAAA